Messenger RNA from Dothidotthia symphoricarpi CBS 119687, 3282 nucleotides. Its product is annotated as acetyl-CoA synthetase-like protein. The coding region runs from base 1 to 3282 and encodes 1093 amino acids. Gene Ontology annotation, molecular function: CoA-ligase activity; protein binding. The record is from RefSeq and is a predicted model, not a curated record. The transcript has 8 exons. NCBI's taxonomy places the organism in Eukaryota, Fungi, Ascomycota, Dothideomycetes, Pleosporales, Dothidotthiaceae.
AUGCCCUCCUUCCACGCGCCGUCAUGGGUGCCACAGCUCCCCAUCGAGCCUCCCAACUCCAUCUCCAUCGGCGACUUUAUGCUCAAUGAGCAAUACGGCCGACUUGCGCAUGCGACCUCGAGGAAUCCCUUCACCUGCGGCGUGACGGGCAAGACAUACUCAAGUACUGAAGUCAAGGAGCGCGUCGAAUACCUCGCACGCGGACUGGCCAAGGAGCUCGGAUUCGAGGUGAACAAGGGCUCAGAGUGGGACAAGGUCGUUGCUGUCUUCUCGUUGAACACGCUAGACACGCUUCCUCUUGCAUGGGCGACGCAUCGUCUGGGCGGCAUCCAGACGCCUGCGAACGCGGCCUACAGCGCCACCGAGCUCGAGUAUCAGCUGAAGAACUCGAAAGCGAAAGCCCUCUUCACCUGCCUCCCGUUGCUCGACCUUGCGAAGCAGGCAGCUAAGAAAUGCGGCAUACCCGAAACUCGCAUAUAUUUGCUGGAACUGCCAGAGGCGUUCGCGGAUAGCAAAAGCAAGUCGAGCGGCAUGAAGACGGUAGACGACUUGAUUCUUGAAGGCGCCAAGUUAGACCGUCUGGAACCCUUGAACUGGGCACCUGGGCAUGGCGCUGAGAGGACCGCAUUCCUCUGCUACUCUAGCGGCACAUCAGGAUUGCCGAAAGGCGUUAUGAUCUCUCACAAGAACGUCAUCGCAAACAUAUUGCAAAUAUGCACGUUCGACGACCCUUACAGACAAACAAAGGCCAACCCAGGUGAAAUCUACACCGAAAAUGUAUUAGGCCUGCUUCCCAUGUCACACAUCUACAGUCUGGUUGUUAUCUGCCAUACAACCGUCUACCGGGGAGACAGUGUAAUUGUUCUUCCCAAAUUCGACUUCCAGACUACGCUUCAGUCCAUCCAAGAUUACAAGAUCAACUCACUUUUUCUGGUCCCGCCCAUCAUUAUCAUGUUGACCAAGAGUCGGGAGCUUCUCGCCAAGUACGAUCUCAGCUCUGUUUGGUCGAUUUUCACAGGCGCGGCUCCGCUUGGUAAAGAAACAGCAGAGGAGUUGCAGAAGAUCUUCCCUACGUGGAAGAUUCGUCAGGCCUAUGGCCUUACCGAGACGUGUACAGUCGUGUGUUUGACCUCUCCUGACGAUGUUUGGUUCGGCUCAUCCGGUUCACUUGUUGCUGGUAUUGAGUGCAAGCUCAUAACUCCCGAAGGCAAGGAGGUUACCGAAUACGAUACUCCCGGCGAGCUCUGCGUGAAGUCCCCUUCCGUUGUGCUGGGGUACUUGAAUAACGAUAAGGCGAACGCGGAAACAUUCAAAGAUGGGUUCAUGCACACCGGUGACGAGGCAGUGAUCAAGAAGUCGCCAGCGGGCUACGAACACAUUUUCAUCGUUGAUCGAAUUAAAGAGCUCAUCAAAGUCAAUGGACACCAAGUCGCUCCCGCAGAACUUGAAGCUCAUCUUCUCAGCCAUCCGGCGGUGAACGACUGCGCUGUCAUUCAAAUCCCCGAUGAAAAGGCUGGCGAAGUGCCGAAGGCGUUCGUCGUCAAAUCAACAUCGGUUGGUAUCGAGGAGAGCGACCGCGUGCUUGCCCGCCAAAUUCAGAGGCACGUUGAGCAACACAAGGCACGGUACAAGUGGAUAUCGGGCGGUAUCGAAUUCAUCGAUGUUAUCCCUAAGAGUCCGUCGGGGAAGAUCUUGAGGCGACUGCUGAGGGACAAGCAGAAGGAGAACAAGAGAAAGACUGGCGCCAAAUUGCUGAGGCGAUACAAAAUGGCCGUCCCAAACCCCAACCAGCCCCUCCAGGAAGACGACAUCGACUACCAUGAUGAAGACAACAUGCUCGAAGCCGAUGAGGCGGAAGAGAUCGUAGAAGAUGAUGGCGACGUCCCCAUGGAUUCAGAUGACGAGGGCGAUGAGGGCGUGGAGAUGGAGAUACAACUGCAGAACGACUCUUUCGCGCACUUCGACGAGCACACAGACAGCAUCUUCUGCAUAGCGCAGCACCCCGUACAUCUAGAUAUCGUUGCAACAGGUGGUGGCGACGACAAAGGCUAUAUUAUCGAUGUCUCCUCGGCACCUGCUGCUCAACCUAGCGACAGUGCGCAACCACAAGAAAGAGAGGGAUUGAAGAACUUGUUCACGCUGGACGGGCACAAAGACUCCAUCAACGCUAUCACGUUUUCUCAGCCCAAGGGUCAGUUUGUAGCAACAGCAGGGCUGGACGGGAAACUACGCGCAUGGCAGGGCGUUCCGGACGGCAAGAAAUGGAAGUUCCUGGCCGAAGUGCAAGAAGUCGAGGAAAUCAACUGGCUCAUCGCGAACCCUUCCCCCAACCACCCCAACGUCCUUGCCCUCGGUGCAAACGACGGUUCGGUCUGGGUCUACCAGCUGAGCACCGAUAAGGGCGCGGAACUACAGGUCUUACAGGCUUACUACUCCCACACCGAGAGCUGCACAGCGGGAACAUGGUCGCCGGACGGUUCUCUCCUAGCCACCAUCUCCGAAGACUCUAGUCUUUACGUCUGGGAUGUGUUCGGCGACGCUGCAUCGCAGGGUCUCACAUCAACAUCCGACUCACAAGCUGUCGUUGGUCUGACCGGAGUCGACGAACGCUUCCGCGUUGAAGGCGGUCUGUACUCCAUUGGCAUCCCUCCCUCGGGCGCAUUCGUCGCAGUCGGCGGGCCAGAAGGUCAGAUUCGCAUCGUCGGCCUACCUCGUCUUUCCCUCGCCGCACCUCCACAAGGAACGACAUCCUCUGGCGGUGGCGGCGCAAAGAACAAAGCCGGUGGCGGCAAGCAAGUCGCUGCCAAAGGCGGCGCUUCAUCCGCCGGCCAAGCAGGCCAGAUCCUCGCCAGUCUCCAGGCGGGAAGCGAUAAUGUCGAGUGCAUGGAUUUCUCAUCCCCGCCGCUCACACUCAUGGCUGCUGGAAACGUCGAUGGCUCCAUCACCCUUUUCGACACGGCACAUCGGUUUGCGGUCCGCAGGCGGAUAGAAGAAGCACACGCGGAUGAAGACUCGCCACAAGCUGUUGUCAAGGUGGACUUCGUCAAGAAAGAAGGCCCGGGCGGGUGGCUGCUCACAAGUGCUGGAUACGACGGCGUGCUCAGGCGGUGGGAUGCAAGGGGUGGGACGGCAGCUGCUGGCAAGGGGCUUGUGGGUGAGUGGAAGGGUCACCAGGGUGGUGGAGAGGGUGGGGGUAUUAUGGGGUUCGUGCAGGGUGACGGGGAAGCUGUUAUCACAGCAGGGGACGAUCACGUUGCGCUGGUGUUCAAGACACCGUUGUAG